AUGGCUGUUGCUACAGAUCGGCUCUUGAAGCGGCUUGAACGGUUACGUACUAAAUCAAAUCACAUGAUCAAUGAUGUUUCUCUAGACAAUGAACAUACUCCCUUUAUUGCAUCUCCAUCCUUCAAAAUUCUCUGCAAGAAAGCAAUGUCGGUCUGUAUAAUUGAUCCCCUAUGGAGAAUUGUGCACCUUUCAGUUCCUGAAUUGAUCAAAUUUCUUCAUGAAGAAGAAGGUUAUACUUGUUUAAAUGUUUAUUGGUUGAAGUCUUUACCGAAGAUCCUUUACGAGCUUCAAACUGUUUUAGAUUGUGUAAGCGACAGCAGAAAUUGGGGCAUUUUGGAUAGGCAUGUGUGGGAUGAGGUAAAUAAAGAUGAAGAAGUGUUGGGUAUGUUGAAGAAGAUUAAAGGUACGUUAUCUGAUUACUUUCCUGUUCUCAUUGAUGAAACUCCAAGAGUCAGUUGUGCAAUAGAAGAAUUGAAAACAGUGAUUGAUGCAAUUCUAAUACUUUGCUGUGAGUUUCUAGACUCGGAUGUGAAAUUUGUUGUGUUUGAUGAUAUAUCGAGAAGAAAACUUGAGUCUGGAUUUACGCAGAGGCAACUUGAACUACUCCCAGUACCAUUAAAACAGAGUGUAGAUGAGGAAAAAACCGUGGUAGGGUUUGAAGAUGAUACAAUAAAAUUGCUUGAUAAGCUUACUGGAUUUUCAAAGAAACUGGAGGUCAUCCCAAUUAUAGGAAUGGCAGGAUUGGGUAAAACUACCUUGGCCAAAACAAGGACUGAAGGGUCAAAAUAUCUAGUUAUCUUUGAUGAUAUUUGGGAUGAUAGUCAUUGGAAGGAGUUAAAACAAUAUUUUCCAGACGAUAGAAAUGGAAGUAGGAUACUGCUAACCACCCGGAAUUCAAAUUUAGGGUCAACAACCGCUCAUAGUCAUAGGUUGAGGCUACGAACAGCUCGUGAAAGCUGGCGAAUAUUACAAAUGAUGGUUUUCAAAAAUGGAAAAUGUCCAUGGAGAUUAUAUGAUAUUGGAAAGCAGAUUUCUAGAAAAUGUUGUGGGUUGCCUCUUGCAGUUUCUAUAACUGCAGGGCUUCUGAGAGGUAAGUGGACAAGAGCCUCAUGGAAAGAAGUUGCUGAAAGUCUAAGCAACUAUAUUGUGAAUGACCCAAAUCAGUAUAUGGAUACUCUAGCUUUAAGUUACAAUCAUUUGCCUCCACAUUUAAGACCAUGUUUUUUGUAUCUAGGAGCAUUCCCGGGUGAUUGUGAUAUACCAGUGCACAAGCUGAUUUGGUUAUGGGUUGCUCAGGGAUUCAUACAUCAAACCGGGAGUGGGAGUGGGAGUAAAACUUUGGAGGAUGUAGCGGAGGGUUACUUAAUGGAUUUACUCGGGAGAAGUCUUGUAAUAGUUUCCAAAAAAGGUGUUGAUGGACAAAUUAAAGCUUGUCAUGUCCAUGACCUAUUGCGUAGUUUGUGCUUGUGGAAAGCAAAUGAGGAGGGGUUUUCUCCUGUAGUGUACAGGGUAUUGGAUAUCGAAUCCACCUCUAUAUUCUCAUUUCCAAGGGAAGUACUACAGCUAGUUAACUUGAGAUAUCUAGCAAUUCAAGCUGAAGAUGGGAACCCCCCAACAUCAAUUUCCAACCUCGUACACCUACAAAUCCUCAUCAUUUCAUCAAGGAAGAAUGUUUUUAUACCUAGAAGUACAUGGGAUAUGGAAUGUCUGAGGCAUCUUUAUAUUAAGUCGGGGGAAAAGGAAAAUCUUAUUGAAGAUGUAGAUGUGUAUUCUGAUCGGGUAUUAGAGAAUCUACAGACUAUUUCAGGUGUUUGCCCUUCUACAUCUUGUGUUGGUAUUUUGUCCAGAACUCCCAAUCUUAGGAAACUUGGUUUUCAUGGAUCUUUAGUAUCGCCUUUAGGGGUUUUGGAGUUUCCACGUAUAUUCUCUUUAACAUGUCUUCAAACGUUGAAGCUAUCAAAUACAAAGAUGUAUCAUUCUAGUGUGAAGUCAUGCAGCCUCCUUAUGUUUCCUGAAAGUCUUACAUGGUUGACUUUAUCAGAUAUUGGUUUGAACUGGAACGAGAUUCAGACAAUUGGGUUGCUUCCAAACCUUGAUGUUUUGAAACUGAAUGUUAAUGCGUGCAUUGGAGAAAUAUGGGGAACAAGUGACACGGGAUUGGGAUUUAGAAAUCUCAAGUUGUUGAAGUUGCAAGACUUGGAUUUAGUAAAAUGGGAAGCUUCAAGUGGUGACUUUCCAAGGCUUCAGAGGUUGGUUGUGCGAGGUUGUUCAAGACUUGAAGAGAUUCCAGCCUGUAUUGGUGAAAUCUUAACACUAGAAUUGAUCGAGGUAAGUUGGUGUAGCGAAUCUACUGCUCAAUCUGCGAGAAGAAUUCAGAAAGAACAAGAGAGAAAUGGAAACGAUUUCCUUAAAGUCUUUACUUCAGUGCAUAGAGAUCAGCAAGGAAAAAGGAAAAGACCAAGCCAUGAUUGA
Molecule: messenger RNA, 2472 nt
Organism: Lactuca virosa
Lineage: Eukaryota; Viridiplantae; Streptophyta; Magnoliopsida; Asterales; Asteraceae
Source: the annotation of a GenBank genome assembly